Molecule: messenger RNA, 2195 nt
Organism: Bolinopsis microptera
Lineage: Eukaryota; Metazoa; Ctenophora; Tentaculata; Lobata; Bolinopsidae
Exons: 11
Coding region: 104-1435 (443 amino acids)
Cellular component (GO): membrane
Source: RefSeq, a predicted model, not a curated record
AGUUUGAUCUUCCAUGACUUUUAAUAAAAAUUAGCAUCAUUAAUCACUACUUACAAGAAUUGCUGAAAAUAUUAAAGCUUACCACUGGCCUCUCCCCAGGUGGAUGGUUUUCAGCGGAAGAAUAGUGAUAUUAUGUUGUGCUUUGGGCGGUCACGCCGUCAAUAUGAUCCCUUUCUCUUACGGCAUGUUCUUGCCCUACGUGUAUUCCUAUAUCUACGAGUUUGACUCCUCUAUAAAGAUGUCUAUGAUGCAUGUCCACGCCCCUCUUUGUUUAACAGUUGCUACCGGCACAGCUUGGACUUUCGGAGUUUUUCAGAAAUGGAUACACCAGCGAGUGUUACACGUGAUAAACGGACUGGGCCUGUGUCUGUGGAUGGUGGUUAUGUAUCUGUUCGGAGACAAUUACCUCGUUAUCACUCUCGCUAUAGCUCUGACGGGGUUCCAUGCGGGUCAGCUUCACGUGUUUUUCUCACAGAGGGUAACAGAGGAGGGAAAGAGGUACCCCUCAACUGCUAACGGUUUCUAUGGUUUCCUGUUCGGACUCGCAGGAGUUUGGGGAAAUAUUAUGAGCAGUCUGUAUAUCAACCCUUGGAGUGUUGCCCCGGUUGAAAUAGCGUCAAAUCUCUCAACGGCCGGAAGCUCGUACAUAUUUGUAGAUGAGCGGGUAUUGGAGAGAGUACCUCACAAUUGGCUGCUGUUGGCUAUAGUCAUGAUAGUCCUUCUUUUUCCAGGAUUCUUUAUCAUAGCAAAAACAGCCAAAGAUCACGAAGAAGAGUUAGAGGGGCUUCUAGAAAAGAGCGGAGAUCAUCACUCAAUGAGUAAAGUCAAAGAGAUCGAAGAAAACGAACAAAGCAUUUUCUCAAUGACCGGAUUUACUUUAUUCUUUACAACGAUAGGGAUAGGGACGAGUAGUAUGUGUGCAUUUGACUUGUUUAAAGAUUAUGGUCUUAAGAAGAUUGACGAUGAUGGUUUCCUUAAUUUAGCAGGAAUGCUAAUACCAAUAGUGGGAGCUGUUGGAAGAAUAGUUUGGGGAACACUGGGGGACAAAGUGAGCCUGAGAACUCUGUUCGUAACAGGAAAUGCACUUUCGUCCUUACUGCAGGCGUUGAUGUACCCGUGCAGAAAGAACAAGUACAGCUACGUCAUCGUAACAGCCAUGUUAUCCAUUAUGCCUGGAAUGAUGACACUGCUACCACCCUCAGUAAAGAAGUUUAUGGGAACUAGCAACAUUGCCUUCAAAUACGGCAUUAUUCUUACAGGGGAAGUUGUAGGGUGUAUGUUCUAUUUGAUUCUCACCUCUGUGCUCUGGAAAUACCUCAGCGAUUUGACACUAGUUCUCAUUCUCGGAAUCCCUGCUGCUUUAGCCAUUAUACCUACACUCAUCUUCAUUAAAGACGAUCAAACUAGUCAAGUAGGAAAUAUAAACUUCGACUAAAAUUAAGAUCUAAUAUCAUUUCAAGGAGUAUAGUAGAUAUUCGGAUAUGAUCUGAGAAAUACUAAAGGCCAGAGAUUAGAAUGUGAAGAAAAAGACGGUAUAUAGGGCCGAAAUCAGAUAAUAUGUGAAGAUAAGAAAAGUAAGAGUUGUGGUCACAGGGCCCUCAUUUCCGAUAAACAAACUGUAUUUAUGAUUGCAGACCCGACCCCAAAGAUCGAUCCGUGGCCGUAGUCAGUAGUGUAAUGAAAGCGCCCUAAAAGAACUAUGAGGUGAUUCUACUCGUUAGCAAGUUAUGAUUAAUGUUAUGCUAAAGAUACCAUUUUUAGUUUCUUUAGGUAUUUUAAAUCAUAUUGAAUCUGAUCAGUAAUAGUUUGUUAGGUAUUUAUUUUAAUUUGUGUAAAUGGGUUCGAUUAUCAUUUAAAGUUUAUGUAACAAGCGAAAUUAGACAAUUUUAUUUAACUAAGGUAAAUCUUAAAAGAUUGAUGCAUGAAUUUAGCAAUGUUGUAUUAUUCAAAUAAAUACACCUGAAUCAAUCGGAUCAAGUUGGCAAUAAUAUCUAAGAGAUUAGCUUGGUGUAUAGUAGUACUUUUAUCAUAAAGCUAUGUAAAGACCUGUAGAGUCUGAAGAAGUGAAGUAAAUAACAGAAUCUAAAGAGACAAACAAAUAACGAAGGAAUUUCGAGAUGGGAACUAUUUUGAUUUAUAGUUUUUUAAAUUUGAAUUUUAUAGUUUACUCAAAAUGAAAUCCGUGUUUCGUUCAA